UUUUGUUUUCAAAUGUUUUAAUAAUCCCUGGCACUCAACUCCCUUGACCCAUUCCUCACUUAUUGAUUUGUUUGCCAGCAUUCACACAUAUUCAACCAAAUUUUACAAAAUCUGUGAAAUUUUCUCAGUUUUUUGUUACACUCGCUUAACUGUGUCGACGAUCAAUUAGCUAUGCGCAUAAAAAUAAAUUGAGUGCCAGCGAGAAGCCUAUAAAGCCAGCCCUUGAUUAACCUUGAGCCAGCUGCUGACGCUUAAGGAUGCUCUAUAAGACCAUCAAAGUAAGUAAGUAAACAUCUCAUCAGUUAUAAAAGAGCAAUGCUAGUCGUCUCCUAUAUUCAGUCAUUAUAAGCAAGUCCAACAGACAUCAAGCUAACAAAAUGCUUCAAUUAAUGUUAAUCUUCAUCUUCAUCCUUAAAACUUUACAAAUGUCAGUAGAGGAACCUGACGAAAUGACGAUCCGUGAGUUCUACAAUAAAAUGAUUAACGACGAUGAGGCCAGCGAUUAUUUCAUUAGAACUGAGGAUGAAGACUGCCUCAAAGAGAAACUAAAACUUAAGAAGCCUGAAAAUGAAAUUCAACAAAAACUCAAACUUGGCGACUUGGAAUUAAUCCUUAAAGGAGCUGGAAUCAGCUGUCAACCUAACAUCGAACAAAUAAUUUUAAAGAACUUUAUUGAAAAUUCCGAGAAAAAAUGGAAAGUCAAUGAAAACAUCGACUUUGAUUGCCUUAAAAAUGAGAUUUAUAGGCUGCAACCAAAUUUGAAACUUAUCCAAGGAUUCGAUCCAGCAACAGUCGCAGAUAAACAAGAUUUUUGUAAGAAGAACCUCGAAAUGGUUGAAGAAGACUUCGAGUGGCAAAUGGCAAUACAAAAUGGCGUCCAAGGAUUGAAUGAAUAUAGGCAAUGCUUAGAAGUUGAUUAUAAUACUUAUAAAGUCAUUCAUUGUACGAUGUUAGUAAUCAUAUCGAAGACUGUUGGAGAUGAGAACAUUCAGGCAGGACGGAAAGACAUUGUCAACUUCCAAAAGAAUAUUGGAUUAAGUCAGUUUGAAUGCAUUAUGAAUAAGUUGGGAAAAUAAAGUUUAAAGUUGUGCAUUAUAAGCUUUGUA
Chironomus riparius is the source of this 1106-nucleotide messenger RNA. The record is from the annotation of a GenBank genome assembly. NCBI's taxonomy places the organism in Eukaryota, Metazoa, Arthropoda, Insecta, Diptera, Chironomidae.